CCUUCAAUUGCACCCAAGCCAAGAUCAAGACGGGGAAGAACAGCCUUUAGUGAAAACGCAAUUGACAGAUUGGAGGGGGUUUUCAUGGUAAACCGAUAUCCUGAUAUCAAUCUAAGAGAAACCUUGGCUCAACAGCUAGGCGUAGCCGAAUCGAGAAUUCAGGUUUGGUUUCAAAACCGCCGAUCUAGAGGAAGAAGA
Molecule: messenger RNA, 198 nt
Organism: Lottia gigantea (owl limpet)
Lineage: Eukaryota; Metazoa; Mollusca; Gastropoda; Lottiidae
Exons: 1
Biological process (GO): regulation of DNA-templated transcription
Molecular function (GO): DNA-binding transcription factor activity, RNA polymerase II-specific; DNA binding
Source: RefSeq, a predicted model, not a curated record